CAUCCAGAUAGUGGGAGGUCUGACAACCCGAACAAGACAGCGAGCAAGAAAUUCCAUUCCUGUUGAAAUCAGUAAUUCCGAGGAGGAGGAGGCUGCUUUUUUCCUGGUUUUGCUUUUCAGCUGGAUUUUCAAUGUAUGCCAACACUGGACUUCCUAUGGAACUGAAAACAAAACAUUUCAGCUUUUGGAGUAAUUCUGGUAUGUUUUUCUACAUCACGCUAGUGGCAAGAAUUCAGUCAACAAAAGAUUGUGGUCCCUCAACUUCUGGCAUGGACAGCUGAGGAAUAUAAUGCCCAAUGGUGACACAGGGUGAUAAUUUCCUGUUUUUCACUAUUUAUCUCUGUGGUUUUGGACUUAACAAUGGAUAUUCUUUGUGAUGAGGAGAGCUCUGUGAACCCAACAGCAAACUCCUUCAUACAAAUAAAUCAGGAGAGAAGACUCUACAGAAAUGUUUAUGGAGCUGGAGAAAUUAAUAUAUCGCAUCUCAUUAACUUGACUGUGGACUCUGAAAAUCUUACCAAUCUUUCAUGUGAAAGUAACACGAGUCCACCAUGCUACUCUUCCCUGAUUCAGCUUUCACAGAAAAACUGGCCAGCUUUCCUGACAGUAAUAGUGAUUGUUUUAACUAUUGCUGGAAAUAUUCUUGUCAUCAUGGCUGUUUCACUGGAGAAAAAACUACAGAAUGCCACUAACUAUUUUCUAAUGUCACUUGCAAUAGCUGAUAUGCUGCUGGGUUUCCUUGUCAUGCCUGUGUCAAUGUUAACCAUUCUGUACGGAUACACAUGGCCUCUACCUACAAAGCUCUGUGCCAUUUGGAUCUACUUGGAUGUGCUUUUCUCCACUGCCUCCAUCAUGCAUCUCUGUGCCAUCUCACUGGAUCGCUAUAUUGCCAUUCGAAACCCCAUCCACCACAGCCGGUUUAACUCAAGAACUAAGGCUUUUGCCAAAAUAAUUGCUGUUUGGACCAUAUCAGUUGGUAUCUCCAUGCCUAUACCCGUCUUUGGACUACAAGAUAAAUCUAAAGUGUUUAAGAAUUGCAGCUGCUUACUUGCAGACGAGAAUUUUGUUCUAGUAGGCUCUUUUGUGGCAUUCUUCAUCCCUCUGACCAUCAUGGUAGUCACUUACUUUUUAACCAUCAAGUCGCUGCAGAAGGAAGCUAUGCUAUGUGUGAAUGACAUUGGCCCAAAGACCAAGUUUGCUUCAUUUAGCUUCCUCCCUCAGAGUUCCCUGUCCUCAGAAAAACUCUUUCAGCGCUCCUUGAACAGAGACAUGGGGACUUCUGGGAGAAGAACCAUGCAAUCCAUCAGCAAUGAGCAGAAGGCUUCCAAGGUUCUUGGCAUUGUCUUCUUUCUGUUUGUUGUGAUGUGGUGUCCAUUUUUCAUCACCAAUGUGAUGGCUGUAAUUUGCAAGGAGUCAUGCAAUGAAAAAGUCAUUGGAGGACUCCUUAACAUAUUUGUUUGGAUUGGUUACCUUUCUUCAGCUGUCAACCCACUCGUAUAUACACUGUUCAAUAAAACCUACCGCUCAGCUUUCUCUCGUUACAUUCAGUGUCGCUACAAGGAGGAGAAGAAACCUUUCCAGCUGAUUUUAGUGAACACUAUCCCAGCACUUGCAUACGAUUCCAGUCAGCUCCAGCUAGCACAAAUGAAGAGUUUGAAAAAGGAGGCAAAAAUGAUGGCUAAGGAUUACUCAAUGGUCACAAUAGGAAUACAUCGUUUGGAUGGUACCUCUAAGGGAAGUAUCAGCCCAGGGAACGAAAAGGUUAGUGGUGUGUGAUGGCUGGCAGCUGCCAUGACAACCACCGUGUGCUUGCUGAAAAUUUCACCUGGCUGGGAGAAGCUCUGAUAGCUUAGGAAAAUCAGCCCUGUUCAAGAGACUUUCCAAUAACAUCAUAUACUCCUCAUAUUACCCUGUGGAUGAAAAACAGGGUUUUAAUGGUAUCAAAUGUGCAAUUUUUUUUCAUACAGUACUUUGGCUGUUUUAAGCACAGGCUUUAUUAAACUUAUUUUUUUAAUAUUCUAAAGGAUAUAUUUCUUAAAGAAAAAAAUGCAAUUUCUGGUACUAUAAUAUGGGCUGUGAAGAAACUUACGCAUUUCUUUUCUCUUUGCAAAUGAAAGCUAAGCUGUCCUUUGAUGUUCCUGCAGAGUAGGUUCCAGCUAGUUUGUCUUGCUACAAUCGAGUUUUGUUAUCAUUAACUGAAUGAGCACUUUAUCAAAUUUUAAAUAAAAUGAUGGUUAAUUUGCUAAUAUAUAUUUAAAAUAAAUUUUAAACUAUUAAAGAAAAUCUAUUAAAACUGCUAUAGAUUAAUUAUAUGGGCAUUUUUUUAACUGUUUUAUGGUUAUUUUUUCCUUCUGAGUAACCAUUCUGAAAUGUCACUGGGCUUUUCUGCCGUUUGUUCUGUAUUUCAAGUUAGGAAUCUUCAGAGAGAAAUUAUACUUAAAUGAUCCUUUGUUUCUACCACCAUUUGUAAUCUUCAUUUUAUGCAUUGUACUUUAUUUCUGUUCAAAAAUUUCUUGUGUUCAUGUUUCAUGUGUUCAGCUUAAAACUUGAAAGUAAUAUUUUCAAAAGUAAUUAUUUGGAUUGAUUCCCUGCUCCUUCCCACUGGUGUUGUCAGGGAAGUAAAGCGAGAGAAGACUGGAAAACCAGGCACAACAUUGCUAAAUAAUUUCAGGAACUGUUCCAGGUCCAUGCCUCUGUUCAAUUCUAACAAAGGCUGAUUUAAGUUAUGUCAGAGGAAGUUUUGCAUGAGUAAAGAUUUCAGUAAAAGGUUGCAGCGGAUUGUCUCUCGUUUUUGAUUUAAAAAGGCCAUUUUGAAGAAUGUCCUCCUGGUUUUGUUUUAGGAUUUGCAGGGCUAGAAUUAUUAGAAAACUGUUAGUUGCUAAAAAUUGUUUUCCCUAGUUUUGCUGUAUUGCUGUUAAGGCAGAUUGCUCAGGAAUGGUCAGUAACUUGCACUACUAGGACUCAGCCUUAAUGAAAUAUGUAUGGGCAAAUGGGGCUCUCUUGAAAUAUAACAGGACUUUUAAGUGGCACUGUAUUUCACCUGCAUAGUUCCAAGGGCAGAAUACGUUCCAUAAAGAACGUUGUUUGACAGACAUGCCUAGUCAAGAAACUCCUUUCUUUUGGGCAUCACAGCCAAUAUCACUGAAGCCAGUGGGACUUUGCCACAGAGAAGAAAUACAAAUGUUGCAUUCACUGACAAAACUUAAAUCCAAGCAUUUGAUUCAUUCCAUGAAUUUUGCAGCCAUAAUCUCAUUAGAACCAGGAUGUAUUCCAGUUUCUCUGGAAAAAACACUGCCCAUCCAGAAACCAAGCUCCAAUACCUUUAUCAGUCCUUCCCCUGAAGUUUUCAGUUUUCACAGAACAAUUAAAUUUCCACUAAGUCAAAGAAAGAGAAGGACAGA
Chiroxiphia lanceolata (lance-tailed manakin) is the source of this 3401-nucleotide messenger RNA. It is a transcript of the gene HTR2A, whose product is annotated as 5-hydroxytryptamine receptor 2A. The transcript is spliced from 4 exons. Gene Ontology annotation, cellular component: plasma membrane; dendrite. Gene Ontology annotation, biological process: chemical synaptic transmission; G protein-coupled receptor signaling pathway, coupled to cyclic nucleotide second messenger. The coding region runs from base 361 to 1776 and encodes 471 amino acids. Lineage: Eukaryota; Metazoa; Chordata; Aves; Passeriformes; Pipridae. Gene Ontology annotation, molecular function: G protein-coupled serotonin receptor activity; neurotransmitter receptor activity. The record is from RefSeq and is a predicted model, not a curated record.